Molecule: messenger RNA, 476 nt
Organism: Penaeus monodon (black tiger shrimp)
Lineage: Eukaryota; Metazoa; Arthropoda; Malacostraca; Decapoda; Penaeidae
Product: 60S ribosomal protein L34-like
Exons: 4
Coding region: 95-454 (119 amino acids)
Biological process (GO): translation
Cellular component (GO): ribosome
Molecular function (GO): structural constituent of ribosome
Source: RefSeq, a predicted model, not a curated record
UGUUGGCAAGCGUGAAGUCUUUCCCAGAUUGCGACCAUAACAAAGGCAGGUAUUCUGUAAUACCGAGACUUAUAUCGUCUGUCAUCGAUAAAAAAUGGUGCGACUUACUCUCCGUAGGAGGCUCUCCUACAACACCGCCAGUAACAAGCGACGGAUUGUAAGGACACCUGGAGGUCGCUUGGUGUACCAGUAUGUAAAGAAACGUGGAAAGCGUGCAGCUUGCGGUAACUGCAAGAGAGAGCUUGCAGGUGUUGUUCGCUGCCGUCCUUACGAGCUCAAAAGAAUGCCCAAGUACAAGAAGAAAGUGAGCCGUGCCUAUGGUGGUUCUCUUUGCCAUACAUGUGUUCGCGAAAGAGUUGUACGCGCUUUCCUGAUUGAAGAACAGAAGAUCGUGGUUAAGGUACUCAAGGCACAGAAGGCUGCUGCUGCUGCUGCAGGAGGAUCUAAGAAGUGAAUUAAAUAAAGAGGAGAAAAAA